UCUCUGCACUCCCGGGCUAUUUGCUGGCGGAGGGUGCGCCUGGGGGAGCAGCGAUCGCGGGGGGAGACUGGGGACAGGCGCGGGGUCCUGGUAGGUGGCUCUGGUACCGGGCUCUUGGGACACCCCGAAAGUGAGCCCAACUGGGGGAAGAAUCUGAGGGCGACCCGGCAGCAGAGGAGCUGGGCGGGCGGACACUUGAUAGGAAGGCGGGGGCCGAGCCCUGCUGAGGCAGCGAGGGGACGCGCGGCGGAGGAGCGGGCGGUGCCGCGGGAGGGCGCAGGGCGCAGGGCGCCGGCGGCGGCGGAGGGGGCCCGGGCGCGAGGCGGAGCCCCGGCGCGCCGCCAGGCUGGUGGGGGGCCCCGGCGGGCUGCAGAUUCCCUCCGGCUCCCCGCGCCGCGGCAGGACCGGCCAGCAGGCGCCAUGGAGGGCAGCCCCAUCCCGGUGCUGACGGUGCCCACGGCGCCCUACGAGGACCAGCGGCCGGCGGGCGGCGGGGGGCUGCGGCGCCCCACCGGCCUCUUCGAGGGCCAGCGCAACUACCUGCCCAACUUCAUCCAGAGCGUGCUGUCGUCCAUCGACCUGCGCGACCGCCAGGGCUGCACCAUGGUGGUGGGCAGCGACGGCAGGUACUUCAGCAGGACCGCCACGGAGAUCGUGGUGCAGAUGGCCGCGGCCAACGGGAUUGGACGACUGAUUAUUGGACAGAAUGGCAUCUUGUCAACACCUGCAGUUUCCUGCAUUAUCAGGAAGAUCAAGGCAGCUGGUGGAAUCAUCUUAACAGCCAGCCAUUGCCCUGGAGGACCAGGGGGAGAGUUUGGAGUGAAGUUUAAUGUUGCCAAUGGAGGCCCUGCACCAGAUGUUGUCUCAGACAAAAUCUAUCAGAUCAGCAAAACAAUCGAGGAAUAUGCCAUAUGUCCUGAUCUUCGAAUCGAUUUAUCUCGACUAGGAAGACAAGAAUUUGAUCUGGAGAACAAAUUCAAACCAUUCAGAGUGGAGAUAGUGGACCCAGUGGAUAUCUAUCUCAACCUUCUUCGAACCAUCUUUGACUUUAAUGCCAUCAAGAGUUUGCUGACUGGGCCCAGCCAACUGAAGAUUCGUGUUGAUGCAAUGCAUGGAGUUAUGGGACCCUAUGUGAGAAAAGUUCUGUGUGACGAGCUGGGGGCCCCAGCCAAUUCUGCAAUAAACUGUGUUCCCCUGGAAGACUUUGGAGGGCAACAUCCUGACCCAAACCUGACAUAUGCAACGACUCUUCUGGAAGCCAUGAAAGGAGGGGAAUAUGGAUUUGGAGCUGCAUUUGAUGCUGACGGGGACCGUUACAUGAUCCUAGGCCAAAACGGUUUCUUUGUGAGCCCUUCUGACUCCCUGGCCAUCAUUGCUGCCAACCUCUCUUGCAUUCCAUACUUCCGUCAGAUGGGGGUCCGCGGGUUUGGGAGGAGUAUGCCAACCAGCAUGGCCCUGGACAGGGUGGCCAAGUCAAUGAAGAUCCCUGUGUAUGAGACGCCAGCUGGAUGGAGAUUCUUCUCAAAUCUGAUGGACUCAGGACGGUGCUCUCUGUGUGGAGAAGAGAGCUUUGGCACCGGCUCUGACCACCUCCGAGAGAAAGACGGUCUCUGGGCUGUCUUGGUCUGGCUCUCCAUUAUCGCUGCCCGGAAGCAGAGUGUGGAGGAAAUUGUUCGAGAUCACUGGGCCAAAUUUGGCCGCCACUACUAUUGCAGGUUUGACUAUGUGGGGCUGGAGCCCAAGACGACGUAUUACAUCAUGAGGGACCUGGAGGCCCUGGUCACAGGCAAGUCCUUCGUUGGCCAGCAGUUUGCCGUGGGGAGCCACGUCUACAGUGUGGCGAAGACAGACAGCUUUGAGUACGUGGACCCUGUGGAUGGCACCGUGACCAAGAAACAGGGCCUGAGGAUCAUCUUCUCAGACGCGUCACGUCUCAUCUUCCGGCUCAGCUCCUCCAGUGGCGUGCGGGCCACCAUCAGGCUGUACGCAGAGAGCUAUGAGAAGGAUCCCAGCGGCCACGACCAGGAGCCACAGGCAGUGCUGAGCCCUCUCAUAGCCAUCGCGCUGAAAAUAUCCCAGAUUCACGAGAGAACUGGCCGGAGGGGACCUACGGUCAUCACCUGAAUGGAGGAAAGAUCACUCACCAGGGCCAAAGAGCGCUCAGCGGGACAUGCUUCACCGAUGCCUUCUUGCUACCUGUUUGUGCCUUUUAUGACUUUGAAAAAAAAAAAAAAGAUAUUUUGCUUUUGGGGGGCAGGGGGUGGGUAGGAAAAAAAAAUCUGUUUUGUUUUGGUUUUGUCCAGUUCCUCCAAAUGCAACAGGGUCUUUAAUGGCCUGUUAAAGCUGCACUAUCAUUUGAUAACUGUAUUUUAUCACACAAAGGACCUCCCCUUUUGAGAAAGAAUAAGUGGGCUAGGAAACUGUUAA
Molecule: messenger RNA, 2427 nt
Organism: Microcebus murinus (gray mouse lemur)
Lineage: Eukaryota; Metazoa; Chordata; Mammalia; Primates; Cheirogaleidae
Gene: PGM5
Product: phosphoglucomutase 5
Biological process (GO): carbohydrate metabolic process; striated muscle tissue development; myofibril assembly
Cellular component (GO): adherens junction; sarcolemma; cell-substrate junction
Molecular function (GO): phosphoglucomutase activity; magnesium ion binding
Source: RefSeq, a predicted model, not a curated record